Molecule: messenger RNA, 681 nt
Organism: Brugia pahangi
Lineage: Eukaryota; Metazoa; Nematoda; Chromadorea; Rhabditida; Onchocercidae
Source: the annotation of a GenBank genome assembly
AUGCGUGCAUCAUUCACGUGCUCCUCAUUAUCAUGUCGAGUUCCAGUUACUGAGGCUACUUAUGGACGUAGUAGGCUUAAUACGGCGACCGGUAUUGAACGACCAAAUUCUGGUGGUAGUGCAGCGAUGAUUGUUCGAGGUAAUAGAUGUCAUAGUCGGAAGUGUACCGAACAGGUUCGAAGUAAUGAUAGCUUACUGACAGACUGUCGACAGCAUGAAGAUGGUUGUUUCUCGUCACAUUUACGAUGGCUUUCAAUGAAAGAAUUUAAAGAGAAUCGUUCACAAUUUGAUUCACGUCCGGUUGUUUAUGUUCCAGUACUUUGCGAAACAGUUUGUGAUACAAAUACUCAUUGUGCCGUUACAAGCAAUAUGAAAAAUGAUGAUAGUAAUAAUCAUAUCAGCAAACCGUCAUCAUCAUCAUCACCGUCACCAUCAUCCUCAUCAUUGUUACAGCAAACAUCUACUACCACUUCCCCUGCUAAGUCUACAUUUGCAUCUGCUAAUAAUGUAGAUAUUGUUGUUAGUGGUUGUACAUUAAUUCCAAUGAAUCAUAGUACGGAUAUGAUUACACAUCGAUCGACGAGCACGAAAUCUGAAGAGGAGGAGGAAAAGGUUGAAAAAAUAAAGGAUGAAAUUAUCACGGGUCUCUCAUCUCAAUUAGUACUUCUUUUGUUUGUGUAG